Aricia agestis (brown argus) is the source of this 411-nucleotide messenger RNA. Its product is annotated as CDK5 and ABL1 enzyme substrate 2-like. The record is from RefSeq and is a predicted model, not a curated record. The transcript has a single exon. Lineage: Eukaryota; Metazoa; Arthropoda; Insecta; Lepidoptera; Lycaenidae. Bases 1 to 411 code for a protein of 136 amino acids.
AUGCCCGCGCCGCCCGGGGCCCACGGCGCGCGAUCCACGACCGGCGUGCCCGUCGGCUCCAGCGGUCGCUCUCGCGCCCGCUCAUGCAACGUCCAUGACUCGCCGGCGGCGGUCGACACUCGCGCUGCGACGGCGACGCUCGCUCGCUCCGUGACGACACCCGCUCGCGCGGCAGGCGUCAAACGACUGGCCGGCGGCGGCGCCGGGCCCGACACCCCUCCCGCCGCGGCCAAUGGCGCGGCGCGCGGCCCGCCCCCUGCCCGCGACCGGCGGGCGGGGCCGCGGCGCCGCGAGCCUUGUUUUUUCGUCGCGGCGAGGUGUCCGCCGCCGCCACACCUCGCCGCUCGCGCCGCGCCCGCGCCGCGCCGCCAUCGCCCGCCGCCCGCCGCGCGAGCGCGCCCGCGUCGCUAA